Molecule: messenger RNA, 1695 nt
Organism: Colossoma macropomum (tambaqui)
Lineage: Eukaryota; Metazoa; Chordata; Actinopteri; Characiformes; Serrasalmidae
Exons: 6
Coding region: 192-1046 (284 amino acids)
Source: RefSeq, a predicted model, not a curated record
UGAAGCCCCGCCCCCUGCGUGCGCAAGACCAAAACAGAAGAUGAGAACAGCGUCCGUGCAGGAGGAACAGGAGGAAGUGAGCCGCGGUCAGCCGUAUGCUUCUGUACUAUUCCUGAUAUUCUGAUAAUAAACAGUCUGUCCACCAUCAGGAUGGAUUUCCUCCAGCAGUGAGACAGACAGAGCGGUCAGUCAUGCAGUCCUGCAGUUCUGCUCUCUGUGUCCUGGUCUUACUGACCAUUACAGUCACUGCUGAGAGUUAUACAGUUACCACAGUCAAGUCUGUUCAUCACAUCUACAACCACAGUGUAUACAGAGCACAAGAGGGUUCUCCUCCAGUGAAGGUGAAGCUUAAUGAGACGGCUACUCUGCCCUGCUCUGAGAGAUGUUCUGGUUUGGUCAGAUGGACUGUGUCCAAUAAACCCACUGAUGUUCUGGCUGAGUGUGAUCAGACUUCAUGUAGAUCAGUGAAGGAGGGAUAUCAGAUGAUCCAUGAUCAGUACCUGAAGGGGAAUCACUCUCUCAUCAUCAUUAAAGCUGAUUUCACUAAGAGAGGCUGGUACACGUGUGACUGUGACGAUAAGGAUAUCUGUGAUGUGUGUCUACAGAUUGAGCCCUUGAAUACUACAGUUCAGAUAAAGCCUGGUGAAUCUCUGGUGCUGAAGUUGGACGUAUCAGAUCUGGUGAAGGUGAUUUAUAACAGCACAGGCACAGCUGGACCAUCCAGUGGUCAGAUCUGUACAGUGGAUGGAGUCUCACUACAGUGUAAUGAUGAGUAUAAAUGGAGAAUGGCACUGUUCUCUGCUCUUGAGCUGAGAGAGGUGAAGCCAUCUGACAGUGGAGAUUAUAUAAUUAUGGAUGACAGGAAUGAAGAGGUCAUUCACACCUACACAGUGACCGUCCAUGAUGACCAGCCGUGUCCGUGCAGAGAUCAGGGAGCUGUUGUACCAGCGUGGGUGUUUGCUCUGACGAUGGUUGCACUAGUAGUUGUGUGUUUGGUAUCAGUGGUGAGGAUUUUGCGAAAGAGGAGAGAAAUUCAGCAGGACUGAAUGAUGAAUGCAAAGAAAGUCGAGUUGAACUGAAAGAAAGAACCGCGAUGUUCAACUACUGUUCACCACGAUGGAGAAGAAAUGAGCUAUUUGCUACUUUUAAGCAGGAAAGCUGCAAGAUCCAAUCCAAGAUCCAAGACCAAGUAUCCAAUCAGCCAAUCACAUGGCAGCAUGAGUCUAGAGCUUCAGUUAAUAUUCCCCUAAACAUCAUGAGCAGGGAAACAUUAUGAUCUAAGUGACAACUGGAACAGAGAGAAGUAGUGAAAACAGAAUCGGAAGAAGUAGAAGGAAAGAAAGGGUGAGAUAACUGUCACAAGUCAGUUUCUUAAAAGAUACAUAAUAAAUUUUUAAAAAUGAUAAUAAUAUGUAAGUAUGAUUAAUUACAAUUAUAUGAUAUAUAAAUAAAAGUGUAAUAUCUUUGUAAAAGUAAACAGACUCAAUAACUCCCAGCACACGUCAGAGUCCACAACUGAAUAGAGGUGCACACUGCAAUCUAAUAGAGGUGGACUCUACAACUGAAUAGAGGUGGAAUCUUCAAGUGAGUUAUUUCAGAACAGGGAGAAGGAGUGAAGGAGGAUCAGAACAGGGAGAAGGAGUGAAGGAGGAUCAGAACAGGGAGAAGGAGUGAAGGAGGAUCAGAACAGAGAGA